GGUGCAACAGCAAGUGAAGACUUUGUCAAAGAACAUCUGCAGAUGUUCUCCUGCUGUUUUAGAUCAUACAGCUCAUCUCCUUGCAAAUCUCAGUGAGACGGUCUUCAGUUCAGGAAAGUCUUCAUUCUGCUGUAUAAAAUGACUUCAGGAGGAAAUUCUUUGACAGCUGCAGUGUUGCUGUUAAUCAUGAUGAAAGUCUUCAGUGUCCUCACUCUCUCGUGUUCUUCAACAAUGUAUCAAGCACAAGACCUAUGCUGUCAAAAGUGUCCUGCAGGAAAUCGAGUCAAGACAGAUUGCACAGAGACUGCACACACUUCCUGUGUGGCCUGCGAGGGUGGAACCCACAUGGAUAAGCCCAGUGGACUCAAACAAUGCACUCACUGCACAAUCUGUGACCUAAGUUUUGGUCUGAAGGAGAACAGGACAUGCACAUCAACAUUAGAUACAGUUUGUAAACCAGAGGAUGGAUUCUACUGUGUUGACGUCGCAGCUGGUAGCUGCAUGGCAGCACACAAACACAGGCAAUGUCAACCAGGAGAAUACAUCAGCCAAACAGGAACAGCCUUCAGAGACACUGAGUGCUCUGACUGCAGCAAUGGGACAUUUUCAGAUGGGACUUUAAAGUUUUGCCGGCCACACAGACCAUGUGAAUCCCUAAACCUUAAGCUGAUAAGACCAGGAAAUGCUACAACUGAUGCUCAGUGUGAAGAACAAGAUCAGGAUAAUGUGGUCCCAAUCAUCAUUGGCUGCUUGUUGACGAUUUUAGUUAUUGGCAUAGUUAUAGUUAUAGUUAUUUAUGUCAAAAGAAAGACUCUGUGUCCAAAAAGAGUGAGAAUAACAGAGAACAAUGAGAAUGACGUGCUGUAA
Maylandia zebra (zebra mbuna) is the source of this 867-nucleotide messenger RNA. The record is from RefSeq and is a predicted model, not a curated record. Lineage: Eukaryota; Metazoa; Chordata; Actinopteri; Cichliformes; Cichlidae.